Biomphalaria glabrata is the source of this 8081-nucleotide messenger RNA. RefSeq names its product cilia- and flagella-associated protein 69-like. The transcript is spliced from 22 exons. Lineage: Eukaryota; Metazoa; Mollusca; Gastropoda; Planorbidae. The record is from RefSeq and is a predicted model, not a curated record. Gene Ontology annotation, cellular component: sperm midpiece; non-motile cilium. Gene Ontology annotation, biological process: positive regulation of flagellated sperm motility. The coding region runs from base 139 to 2946 and encodes 935 amino acids.
UAGUGACAGUUUCAAUAUGGUGUUCGUUUGUUUUCAUUAGCGCUAGACAUUGUUUUUAAUAAAGUUUAUUAUGAACCCUGGCUUUUGUUUAAAAAUAAUAAUAAUAAUCUGAUCUUUCCAUAGCCAUUACAGUAUAAAAUGGCAUUAGUGCAAAUACAGCAUCAAAACAAUAAGCUAAAAAGUAGCUUUGCGCCUGAAAAACAAAAUAUUCCACUUGUAACACAUAUCAUUACAGAUGAUGAUAUGGGUAUUCUAGAGGGUGCAAAGCUGCACCCAGUAAAACUGAAAAAGAUUUUUAAACUUCUCACAGAUCCUCACUCUUCUAUGCUGUAUGAUCGCCAUGUCUAUACUUUAAAUAAGAUGGUGCAGCACUAUGCUAAAGGAAUACCGAUGAAGGAUCUGGUAGAAAUGUUCAAAAUUUUGAAUGUUUGUGCAGACAGAGUAGAAGCAAUCACUAUUUAUGAAAAACCAAUCUUAGAUAUUUUAAAGCUUUGUAGCAUUCCAUUCUUGAUGGAGAAAACAUCAGAUGAACUUGUGUAUGAGCAGAUAGUUGUUGAAUCAAUUUCACAGUUAGGUUACCUGAUGCGCAUUCCCACUUCAGAUGUGAGAAAUCAAAUCUGUGUUACCUUAUUAAAUUUUACCUCAAAGUCUGGCAACAAUGAUUUACAAAAAUUCAAACCUACCAGUCUGCAGUUUAACAAGAAAGUAAUAGAAAACAGUGACAUAUCAGAAACAUUAGUGAAGUCAUUGGCUUUGGUGGAAAAUGAUUUAGAAAUUAAACUCAAGCUGUUAGAAAUUCUUCAACUAUUUUCUAAAUAUUCUGCCAAAAACUGUGAUCAAAUGUUGCAUGUGGAAGCAGGUCGACGUAUUUGCUCAAGGCUAAUGGAUACAGAUCCAAGUGGUCAACUUCUGUUCCGUUCAGUUGAUAUCCUGUGGAAUCUGAUAGAAAAUGGGAACAAGUCUGACUUGGCAAGUCAGCUAAAUAAUAUGGCCUGCAUUAGUCAGCUAAGGGAUGCCUUUGUUUACCAAAUGACACAGGGUCAUAGUCACUAUGACCGCCAGCUUAGAAAUGACUUGCUUGUUAUUGCAACUCUUGUUGCAUAUCAGUGCCCAAAAGCUCCUUUUGUAGAAACAGGAUUUGCCAAGCAACUAACACUCUUUGCUACAUUUCAAGAGGUGAAGUCCCAUAAUGCGCUUGUGCGUCACUUAAAGUUGGCGACAAACCAUGAAGACUUUGAACUUCGAAAACUCUUGUUUAAUAUUUUAGUAGUGCUGAGCAAUGAUAAAACAGUAAUAUCAAUACUAUCAGAAGGCCAUCUCCUGUUGGCUCUGUUUUCUUUUGUUCGAGCUAAUGAGCAAAAAACUGAUCCUCGUGAACUGAGUUUGGCUCAGUUUGAAGAGAUUCAGCUCCAUGCAAUGGCAGCAUUGUGUACCCUUUGCCCCAAAAUGCUUGAGGACUACAUGACCUGCCAAGGGUCGACUCGUCUCCUUCUGCUUCUUGAGUGGUGUGUUGGACCUGAGGAAUUCAGUGGCCAUGGCAAUAGUUUUCAUGGUACCGGAGGCAGAGGAACAAAAAAAUCUCAAAUGCAUUAUUGUCUGCGACUACUGAGAAGUGUUGCAUCUACUAAGGAUGAAAUCAUCUUGCAGGACAUGGCUGACCAAGGAGCUAUAAACCAACUUAUUGGUUUGUGCACAAAAUGGGUAUUAAACACUGCAUUUACUCAAAGGAAUGAUCAAAAUGAUGCCAUCGAAAUAGAGAUGCAAUCUGACAUAUUGUUUAUUCUUUCCUGUCUGUGUGAGCAGGAUCUACACAGAAAGGAGCUCUUUGGAAUUCAAGGUGUUGAUAUGGUUAUACGAUAUCUUCGUACAGACACAAGACUACUUAGUAGUGGAUUAGGGCAUCACAAGCUGCUGCUAACAUCUAUUGACUGUGCAUGGUGUUCCACUGUUGGCUGUUAUGUAACAGAAGAUUAUUUUUUGGAAAAAGAAGGUGUUUUCCUUCUCUUUGAUCUACUUGAGGUCUGUCCAAAAAAUAUGCACAACAUCAUUAUUGGGUGUCUACUUGAUCUCUGUGAGAAUCCUAAAACUGUUAACCAUAUUCUUGCAUGGCGUGGUAAAUCUGGUACUAGUGCAUCCCACCUUCUCUGUGAGUUGUGGCGUCAAGAUGAGAUACAAAUUGGAGUCAAGAGAGAUUCACAAGGAGCUAUAACAGACCUAAGACGACCUCUGAUGGGUCAGAUUCAAGCAGAUCUUGGUGUCAUACCUCUUCCAGCUUCAUGUGUCAGUCAAGCUAUUGCAGAUGUGAGUGAAAACAUACGAGCCAAAAUCUACUCACUGUUUUGUAAGAUGGGUUUCAGUGAUUUACCAGGGCUUUCUUUGGAUGACCAUGUCACCUUGACAAUCAUAGAGAAAUAUUUAGAUUUCAAAAUGGGUGAAGUUUGGUCAGAAACCAUAGGAGAGCUGCAACUAGAAAAUGUUCGCCCUGUUACACCAGAUCAAGAAGCAAUGGAGGCAAUAUCCAGAGCCAUUGAGGAGCGUGCUGUAAUAGUAGCAGCCACACAACAAGAACUCAUAGAAGCACAAAAAAAUCAGGAUGUCAUAGAUGAACAAGAAUUUUAUGCUCAGAUGAGAGAAAAUCACAGACAAAAAGAAAAGGCUAUUGCUGACUUCACACAGUUUGUAGCUAGGACUUCAAACUUUCAAGAAUUAAAGGCUGCCAAAGAAAAGCAAGAAAUUUCAAUAGAUGCCUCAAGAAUGCAUCCCAUUAAUAAGCAAGGGGAUCAUUUUCACGAUGUCAGCCUCCCAAACCUGACAAGUACAGUUUUCAGUGGCAAGCAUGUCACUGUGAAUGAAUCUGUCAAAGAAAAAAAUACAGCACCAGUUAUUAAGUUUGACCCUACAUUAAAUGCCUUAGCUGACAGACCAUUGAAGCACUAUACCAUCUAAUAAAGUAUGAUGGAUGAAAACAUAAUUUUUGAGUUUACAAAGUUAGUUUCUUCAAGUUUACAUAAGAAACCACACAAUGAAUACAUCUUUAAGUUAGUACAGACCCAUACAUGACCAUCAAAUAUGGAAAACAAAAGGUGGUUUGCUUUUAUGUAUAGAUAUAUAUAUGUAUUUCUAUUAGUAGCUCUAGACAUUAAAAGAUGUUUCCCCAGUUUGUUAUUCAUAAUUAUUACUUUUGUUGUGUGGCUGUUUUAAACAGGUUGCUAUGUAAGUAAAUAAAACUUGGUUAACACAUUUUAUUUUUAUACCUGUACCAAUAAAUAGUGUAAAAAAUAAAUCAAGCAUGUCAUAUAAAAAAACACUAGUUAUUUCACUUUUUUUUACAUAGUUAUUACUAGUAGAGUUCACAUAUAAACAGUUUGUAAGAAUUAAUAUAUUAUAGUGUGAAGUGCCAAAAUAAAAGCUAUUAGAACCUAAAAAGACCUUUUCAGUGUUAACAUUUUAAAAUACUAAAUUUUAAUGAAAUAUGAAAAUAGUAGUUGUCUUUUUUUAUAACUGUUUUCUGUAUUCUUGAAAAAACAAAGGCUGAUUCUGGACAAUAUAGAGAAGACUAAAAGAAUCAGUUACAUUUUUUUUGUCUUAACAUGCAAGCAGCAUGAUGAGCAGUGACUAAUAGACUAUCCACUCAUCUUAAAAAAGAUAAAUACCUCUAUAGAACUAUAUAAUUAGAGGCAAAAUCUUUUGGGAUUGAUUUAUCUAUGGAAAAAAGCCUUAGCCAAUGGAAUGGCAAGUUUCAUAUUGAGAGUUCUUUCUAUUAUGCACCAUUAAAUGGACUGCUUUUUGACAGUUGACAGAUUUAAAAUUUCUAUAAAACUGCAUAGUAGUGUUUGUACGGUAUUAAUUUUCAAUAUCACACAAAAACAGCCUGGCUCAUUAUACAAAUGUACUAUUUUAUUAUGCAUUAAAUGAAUUUAUACAUCUUUUGUGCUGAUUUGUUGUAAUUGAAAAUAAAACAAAAUAAAAAUUGAAGACCUGUUUACUCGCUGCAGUAGUUAAUCAUUUUUGAAGAAGUGAAAUAAAACGUUUGCAAUUGUUUUUACUCAUGUUAAAUACAUUUCAAUUUUCAAAUAAAGAAAAAAAUUGAAAAUUAAAUGAAGUACACAACACCUAUUCAGAAUGUGUUGUUUUUUUAAGCUUUAUCACAAUUAAAUAAGAUAUGGUCACCAGGCCAAAGUUUUCUAUUAAUUAAUAUAAAAAAAAUUGUUAUCUCCCUUAGCAAAGUCAGCUAAUUGAAAUUAUACAAGUCCUAAAUUUAUAAUAAAUUUAACUGAUUAUUGAACAUGUCCUUUUGAAGUUAAUAUUUAUUCUGUAAUUCACUAAUAAUUUUUUAUUUUGAGCAGCUUUUUCUGUUGCCAUGUUUAUUUGUGUAGCUAAUGUGACCAGUGCAAAUAGUUUUUUUAUUUUUGUUAAGAGCUAUAAUAAUUACCCUACUUACUAAAAGGAUAUCCUUAACAUGAAAAAUAUUUAAACUUCAUUGCCUGGACAGACAAGAAAUUAAAAAGCUUUAAAUAUUGCUUGUUCUAAAGUUAUGUUAGAUCGUAGACAUGGUUGGCUGUUUUAACUGUUUGCUAAUUUUAAGAUCAAUAUGUGCUCAAUUGCUAUAAAGAUGUUGAGUUGCAAAAGGGAUUUUAUAAAGGAAAAUUAGUGCAUGAUGAUGGUAGUGAGGCCCUAAAGCAGUAGUGGGCAAACUAUGGCCAGUGGGUUCGGUAAAGUUUAAUCAGACCUGCCACAUGUUUUAAAUUUAUAAUUAAAAUUAACUAGAUCACUCACAAUGUUAUAAUUCAAGUUUUAAAUACAAUUUGAAACAUUUCAGUAAUAUUACGAUUUUUAUUUAUUUUCACUUUUGUUGCCUCUGCUGAUUUAAAUUCCCAAAAGCACACUUAAACUUUCUGUGUACAAGCAACUGCCGAGUUUGUCAUUGUUUUUUUUAUUUUAACUGUAUGUCAUUAAAACUUUUUAACUAAAAAAUUUUGAAUAAUUUAUAAGGACUAUAAUAAAUAUGAAAAUUUCACAACUAAACAUAAUACCCUAAUGAUUUUCAGCACAAUCUAGGCCAUAUUGUGCUCUCCAUCCUUAAUGUAAAUUUGACUGAUGCAAAAAGAAAAAAAGUCAAAGAUCUCCAAAUAGAAUUAUUAUGCUCAGAGAAUGUGUGCAAUGUUUGCAUCUAAAUAUUUUUAGGAGCAGCUUUUUUUUCACUGAGACUGAGUAACACCCCAGUUACUGUUAGGAUUAACUAUGUCCCACUUAACUCUUUCUCUCCGUAAUUAUUUGUCCACGUUUUGACAGAAUUCUUUAUUUUGCUCAUUGCUAGUUCACUCCCCUGUUAUGAUUAAGCUUCAGAAAUUUUUUUCGUUUGUAAUCAGAAAAUGUUUUAUUUUGGUAUAGAAUGUAAGGGAAAUGCAUGCUCUUUUUAUAUUAAAAAUGUAAAGUUUAUAAAAUCCAACAUUUACACUUUAAUGAGGUCAAAUCAAGGUAUCGUCAAUUAGGAGAGAAAGAGUUCAAGCCAAACUUUGACAACUUGCAUCAAAAGCCCUAGCAGUUUCAUACAUUAAAUCUGAUCUAAAUAAAUUUGCCUAUUACUGGCUUAGAGUUUCUGAAACUAAUAUUACAAAAACAGAAAUGAAGUUUAUUAAGUGUUCAGAAGUCUUAAUAAACUAUCAAAUAAAUUAAAACAAGGUUUAACUUUCUUACACAAAACAAAACAUGCAUGGGGCACAAUACUGUCAUAUCAUAAUGUGUAAAAGCUGAGAAAAGUCUCACUUUUUGGAAUAAACUUUUUGCAGAAAAAAAAUUCACCCCCUCCCCCUAAUUGGGCCCUGCUCUCAUUGAUAAAUACUGAUUGGUCUAAUCUAUAUUUUAAGAAAAAAAAACAUGCUCACUUAACUUUACCUAAUCAACUUUUUAACAGAUAAAAUAAGAAUUUUAAUUAUAAAUAAAUCAUUUAAAAAUUGAAAGCAUUCUAUUAACUUUAUUCUUGUAUUGUGAUUAUUACAUACCAGUAGGCAAAGUAACAGAAAGGGUAAGCGAAUGAUUUCCUAGAAACUUUAAAUUAAGAUCAUGUAAAUACACCAUUUUUAAUAAACAGAUUUGACUUUGUGAAAUGAGUAAGAAAUAUUCUCUCUAUUGAGGUCAUUCAUUUUUUUUAUUACCCUUUCUCCUUUUAAGUUUAAUAAAGUGCAUUAAUUUUUUUCUCUUAACUGAUCCAGUUUCUAAACAUAGCAGACUAAUGUAAAAAAAAUUCCCAUUAAUAAUUUUAUAACUAUUAAAAUCAUACAUUUUGUUAGUAACAUUUUCUUGAAAACUACAGAUUUCUUUCAUAGCAUUUGUUCUGGAGAAAAAUAUUUUUAACAUAAGCAUGUCAAUAAUUUAUAAGCAUCUCCUGUUGACAUGAUUUAACAAUAGUGAAAUAGAUUGUUGUUAAUGUUUAAUUACUUUUCAUGAGAUUAAAAUAGCAGUGGCCAAUCAGUCUGCUACUGUAUAGUAGUUAAUGUUUAAUUUAACUUCAUGAGAUUAAACUAGCAGUGGCUGAUAGACUGUUAAUGUAUUGCAGUUAAUGUUUAAUUAUACUUCAUGAGAUUAAACUAGCAGUGGCUGAUAGACUGUUAAUGUAUUGCAGUUAAUGUUUAAUUAUACUUCAUGAGAUUAAACUAGCAGUGGCUGAUCCAUUACCAUUUUUGCUGUCUUGCUUGGAGCAAUCUUUAACACAUUAUUUUUCUUCCACUUCCAACUCUAAAGUUGAAACUUUGCACAACUAUUCAAUAAAUAUCAAUUAAAAAAUUAACUAAUUAAUUUGUUAAUAAGCCAUCAUAAAUUAAUUUUGUUUUAUAUAGAAAAUGUACUAAGCUUAGCCUUCUGUAGAGAAUUAGGUCAUUUGGAAAAAAAAAUUUAACUAUCAAUAGUCUAUAAAAUAUAUUUUUAUAGUACUUUAACAGCUCAGUGCCUAGCAUGUCAUCCAUCUUCCAUCAUCGAGGCCUCAAAUUCAGACUCUAGCAACUUUUUAAUAUUUUACUUAUUUAAAACUGCUAACUCAUGAAUGGUUCUUUCAUAUUUUUCUUUUUAAAUUCUUGUGUUAUUGUCUAACAAAUAAUACCUUUAUUACUAUCAGGUACAAGACCAGUGGUCCCUGCCAAUCAAUAGGUUACCAAAUGACAUAUAUAACUAAAGUUUUUCAUAACUUUUGGAAGGUCUAGGUUCAAAGCUUUUAGUAAAUGUUUUUUGGGGAAAAAAUCUUCAUGUAACAUAUUUAUUCAAACCCUGAGCAUGCCUAGUGUGAACAAAUGACAUUUGCAAGAAACACUUUUCUUAGGCUGCGGUCAUUUUGUACAGUAGGUUACAUAAAGCACUUAUAUGGUACAAGGAAGCCAUUUGUAGAUUAGCAGGACAAAUUAUCAAAAAAUUGGAUUGUACCUAAACAUAUUUUAUUAUUAGUUAUAUAUCAACUUAAACUUUAAAAAUAUGAAUGGAUCAUUAUUUUGAUUUUGUAAAUAAUUUGUUGAGUUUGAUGUUCAAUAUCUAACUUAUUGGACUAAGGCAAUAUAAAUUACCAGUACAUACAAGUUUAGUUCUGAUUCAGUAUGGUAAUUUAAAAAUUGCCCCCCAAAAAAACAACAAUGUUGAUAUCAAGAAUUUUUUAAUUGAAGAACAUUCCAACCUUGUUGAGUUACUUAUUUUGGUGUAUUCAUUUUAGAGUGUCAUGUUCUAUUAAAUUUGUCCUAACUUACCUACCUUAUGUUGAUGAUAAAACUUGUGCAGAAUGUUGAAUCAAAGGAGGUUCUUUUAACUUCACUUACCUUAGUUCAUUUGAGCUAGAGCUAGACUAUAUUAUGGUAUUAAUCCAACCUAUCUUACAGACUCAUAGAUGUUUACUCUCAGCAAUAUUGUAAAUACAAUCAAAUUAAACAUCUACAUUUAAGAUGAUUAUAAAAUAUAAUUUUAAAAAGAGAUUAACUUUAAACUCAAAAGAGUAAAGAAAAAAAUUCAGAAUGGAAAAAAAUAUAUAUUCUAGUUCAAAGAUUUCUACUAAACAUUCAUUAGUAUGUAACUCUUAAAUGUCAAUAAAAAAAAAUCUGAAUUGA